AGCAGGCAGCCGCAGAUCACCCCUUGGCACUCACGCGUUCGUUCUCGUAACUUUUUGCCCACCUGCAGGGAGAUCAGAUCAGAUCACGACCAGAGGCACGCUCGCACGGUAGGUAAUGAAAAAUAUCUUCCGUAUGUUGCCCAACGCGGUAAUUGAUGGGUGGGAUGAGGGAUAGUGCGGCGCACGCGCUGCAGAAAUGAAAUACUGGAGGAGAUUUGUGUGGAACACUGCUGCUACUGUGGAUCAUGGCAUGGUUCCAUUGUGCACUGGCUGGCAGUCUGGCACUCACGAUGGCAGUCGAGGUCGCGCUUAAUUAAUGCCUGUGAGUAGAGGAGGAUCUGGGUAAGGUACAAAAAUGGUUGCCUAACAAAAAAGGACACGACACGCGUUACCAGAGAGCGAGAUUGUAACGAAAUUAUGUUGGAGAUUAAGGGGGUGAAACCGUGAAGUCGGAUAGGAUAGGUAGGCCAACUUACACAGACCUGGCCAUUACCAGUUUUGAAGGUUUUGGUUUGUUGGAGUGGCGUAUUUUUGUACAGCAUUAUGAAUCACCUCAAGUGGUGAUUCGGUAAAGCUUUUAGGGCCUUUGCAGGCAUGAGAGACCUACAGAACAGGACAGAUAUAGGUGUGACAGAGAGGAGAGACCUGGUAGAUAAAUCAGAGACAGACUAAAUAGGGACAAGGAAGGGGAAGUAGGAAACAAAGAGGGUUAUAGAAUAAUUUUUGAAAGGAGGCUUGAAAGGAGAUAUAGCCAAUGGCCUACAGGGUUACUAGGGCACGAGCCAAAUAAUGUAUAGAAAAGUACAACAACAGACAAGAAACGGGGACACCAUCAUUUGGUUCAGCUUGAUGAUGAAAUUGAAAUUGUACUAGUUGGCGUUAGCAUAAAAAGAGCAGCAAAUAGACAUCAUUUUUCUACCUCCGUGAGCUGAACUUGGGUAUUGCUUUUGAGAAUCAUGCCAACCUUCAACGAUGAAGACUGAGGACUUGAGACGUCUUGAAGGCUCAACGGCUAUGGGCCGAUAAGCCACAGAUCUUGCCCGCUGAGCUCUUGAAUGCCUACCUUAGGAUACUGGGUGGCUGAAACGAGAAAUCUUUGCGGCAUAUAGGUGGGGCGUGUCUUGGUUUCUUGUUGCUUUCGCUCCUGGCUCUCUUCUUGACUUGUUAUUUUAGGGUUUCAGCAUUUAGAUUGCCUGGAGAAGUAAAUCUGCGGCCACGGAUUAUAUCCACGUGGUGGUUACCAGCCAAAUCAGACUGAUCCACCUUCGCAACCCUCAGCCUAACGUACUUAUAAUCGUUGAAGCCUGAUUUGGUCAGGUAUCAAUAAAAAUCACAUGGCCAUGUCCUACCCCACCAUGGCUGACAACAUCCGGGAUCCUCCUCUAUCUUCACUCUUUCCAUUCUGUUUCUACAUAACAUCUCACCCAUUCCAUCUUGUGACUCUAGUAAGGCGCAGGGCCCGCCCUUGUUAUUCAAGACUUGUGGUAUAUAUCUGCGCAAGCUAGGCUCUCUUUGCGUCUUCCAAGAAUUGUCUCUCGCGUCUCAUCAUCGAAUCUGAAUCGAAUACAAGUCGAGGCUCUAUCCAACACGACAGCAAUUACCCCUCAACCCUGCCCAUCAACGCUGACCUAGAAGGCCUAUACCGUGGGACAAACCCUUCCCAAUUAGUUGCCGGUAUUGCCAACAAGGCGACGCUGAAGGCAGCUAGCUGUCUUGAAACCAAGUCGAGUUGAGGUCUUGAACUUAGGCGGAUAAUUUCAUCACCGCCAUGCCUGAGGCUGAACAAACUAAAGACAAAGAUUACGAAUUCCUUAGCUACUGGACUUUUGAGGCAGUCGAAUACGACAGAUAUAUGGCAUGGAAAGCUGGUAAGGGAUGGAUAGCUAUAGGUCCUAGAGUAACUACUCGUCGCGAUACAAAUGGGGACGAUGAAGAUGUGCUUCGCCAGGGGCAAAGUGUAGUAGUAUCAGAGACCGAUUUCAAAUUGGUGCGAAAGGCCUAACUUCAAUAUGACCGGUAUAUACUUCCAAAU
Molecule: messenger RNA, 2032 nt
Organism: Cadophora gregata
Lineage: Eukaryota; Fungi; Ascomycota; Leotiomycetes; Helotiales; Ploettnerulaceae
Exons: 3
Coding region: 1769-2002 (77 amino acids)
Source: RefSeq, a predicted model, not a curated record